Messenger RNA from Lineus longissimus, 3986 nucleotides. RefSeq names its product synaptic vesicular amine transporter-like. NCBI's taxonomy places the organism in Eukaryota, Metazoa, Nemertea, Pilidiophora, Heteronemertea, Lineidae. Gene Ontology annotation, molecular function: serotonin:sodium:chloride symporter activity. Bases 269 to 2278 code for a protein of 669 amino acids. Gene Ontology annotation, biological process: transmembrane transport; aminergic neurotransmitter loading into synaptic vesicle. Gene Ontology annotation, cellular component: terminal bouton; synaptic vesicle membrane. The record is from RefSeq and is a predicted model, not a curated record. The transcript has 16 exons.
CGUAUCGGCGAUCAUGUGGUAAUGAGAACCAAGGCACCUUGUCGCAGAGGAGUCCGUUGGGGCUAGCGGUGAAACUAGGUCACCUUGUAGAGUUGUGGUCCGUGGGGGCAGUCAGGACCUCGAGGGCGGAACAUUUCAUCUAAUUGCCACGAAUUUGCACCAAGCGAAUUUCAUAUUUUUUCGCGGAUCGAAUUUUCCCUUUUUUCUUCGUUUGAUGGAUUUGCAGUGAUUUAACAGCACAUAGUAGGAGAACGUGAACGGCCUAAAGAUGCCAAGGUGGUUUAGAAUCGGAGAUGGAGCUGUGUCAUCCUAUGAGAUGUUCGAUAUGGACGGGAAAGCCGAGGGUGACGAAGCCAGUGCUCCUACAGACUCCACGAAAACUUCCAAAAUGAAAUAUAAUUCACUGAAAGAACGGUGGAGAGGAUUCAAUUGCACAGAAUGUUUGGCAGAUUUCCGACAGUCUCGAAAGCUCAUAGUCCUCAUUGUGUUUGUCGCCAUCUUCCUUGACAACAUGCUUCUUACAACCGUCGUGCCUAUUAUACCAAAUUAUCUAUAUCAACUAGAGCAUCCAAACGAGUUUCAACUCUUCGCAGGAACUAGCGACAACAUCACAGAUUCGAACAGGACAGUUUCUAUAAUAUGUCAAUACCAAGGAAAAACUAAAGAAUUUUGGAAUAUAUCCCGGAAGAAAAUAGCUGGAUAUUUUGCAAUGAAGAAGGAAGCAGACGAGCCCCCAGUAUGUUACAAACCCAACACGACGACUUCGGAGCAGUAUAACAUAUCAGAUUUGUUAGACUUAACCACGCCUAUGACUAAAAAAGAGCAAAUGGCGUAUCGCCAUCGUGAACUUUCUAAUGAGAACGUAAAAGUUGGCUUAUUAUUCGCUUCUAAAGCCGUUGUGCAAUUACUAACGAAUCCAUUUAUAGGACCAUUGACGAACAGGAUAGGUUAUAGUAUUCCAAUGUUUACUGGAUUUUGUAUAAUGUUUGUUUCAACUGUUUUGUUUGCUUUUGCUGAUACAUUUGUGGUGCUAUUCAUCGCACGAGCCAUGCAAGGAGUUGGGUCAUCAUGUUCUAGCGUGGCAGGCAUGGGUAUGUUAGCAUACACGUAUCCAGAUGAUAAGGAGAGGGGCGAAGUCAUGGGCUUCGCUCUGGGCGGGUUGGCCCUGGGAGUCCUGAUUGGCCCGCCAUUUGGAGGUGUGAUGUACGAGUUUGUAGGGAAGGAAGCGCCUUUCCUUAUUCUUGCCGGCCUUGCUCUAUUAGACGGGCUUUUGCAGUUAUACGCACUGAAACCGGCGGUGAAACCCGAGUCCGAGGAAGGGACACCGUUGGUCGAACUGCUCAAAGAUCCUUAUAUCCUUCUCACCGCGGGGGCAAUCAUGUUUGCCAACAUGGGUAUAGCAAUGAUGGAACCUUCACUCCCCAUUUGGAUGAUGGACACAAUGAACGCUCCCAAGUGGCAACAAGGUGCUGCUUUCCUGCCGUGUAGUAUCUCAUAUUUGAUUGGCACCAAUGUGUUCGGACCCUUGGCCCACAAGAUUGGGAGACAUGCACAUAGGUCUCACCCGGUUCUGAGGCGUCUAUUAUCCCAAGGCACAGUCCUCCCUCCUCGGAGAUUAGUUGAGAAGGGACUCAAGCCUAGUUCUAAUGAGAAAGACCCUAAGAGCUCCGACGAGACCGAGGAUAGCCAGGAGCCUGAUCCAACUGAAGACGACCCACUUCUUAACAAACUUAAGGAAGAUCGUCGUUUCACUAUACCCCGAUGGCUGAGUGCCCUGGUUGGGAUGAUAGUCGUCGGAAUAUGCCUUUUCAUAAUUCCUUUUGCGAAGAACAUUCUUCACCUCAUUGCACCAAACUUUGGUCUGGGAUUCGCGAUCGGUAUGGUCGACUCCUCUAUGAUGCCUCAGAUGGGCUACCUAGUAGACUUACGUCAUGUCUCAGUCUACGGGAGUGUCUACGCCAUCGCAGACGUGGCAUUCUGUCUAGGAUAUGCCAUUGGGCCGGCUUUGGGGGGUUCUAUCGUCAAGCUUGUUGGCUUCAGGUGGAUGUUAUACGGGAUAGCGAUAGUCAAUCUGAUCUACGGUCCAUUACUUUACUUUCUGAAGAGCCCUCCGUCAAGAGCUGAAAAGCAGGCUUUGAUAAUGAAUGGGACGACACCCCCUGUCCAGUACGUGACCUACAACCAGAAUCACGGCUCCCAAUCGACAGAAAAUCUGACCAGAACAGGCGAGGAUUUGGGAAUUGGUGAGGAUGGAUAUUCCCCCGACGAUGGUCCGUAGACGUAGUUUGCAGUUUGCCCGGAACACGAAAUAGGAUAGAAGAUAUCAGAGUAUAAAACAUAUGGACCCAUUUGUAGAGACGGAAGGAAACCGAUGUUCUGUAAAUAUGCCAACAUGUUGUGGUGAUGAAUUUUUAUCAUCAGUAUGUCCUUAAUUUAGCUGUGAUGUUGUCUUAUAAGCCAUCUAAGAGCUGAACUUUCAUAUCACGAUGUUCGACAGCUCGCUGGCGUCAAUAUAUAAAAUUAGAGUAAGAUUGGCAGGCUUGAUUGCCAUUGAGGAGGGAAUUCAUGUUUAAUAGGCUACAUUAUAAAGCCAGAAAAAGUGUUGAUGUCGUCGUAAUAAAAAAAUAGUCGGAAUCAUAAUGUGCAAUAGAGAUGUAAAUGAACCUGUAAAUAAUUAUAAUAAGUGAAGAAUGUCUUCUCCCUUUAUGUCAGGAAAUCAAGAGAUUUUCACAUUGUAAGGUGUUCGGAAUAUUUAUACAGGGACAUUGUAUGCAAACAAUUCUCUCAUUGAAUUCGAGUCUGCAUUUUACCGAGAGGUACAUUUUUCAAUCAACAUCUUCUGAUUAACACAUGCGCAGUGUAACCUUUUGUGAUAAGUUUGCAGUAGUGUAUUUUCCCAAGAUAAAUGACCGAGAUAUCUAUUGGUACAAGAAGGGAGGGUUUGGGAAUGGUUGGUGGGGUGGGGGUCAGUAACAACCUUAAACGAUAGAAUAUUUGUUAAAUGGUUAUAAAGCACAUGGGGUGAUUAUGAACGAUGUUGUCCACGAUGUUAAUGCAGAGAAUAUCGAAAGAAUGAUAUGCUUUUGAAAACUGGCUGUUUGUAAUAUUAUGGGACUUAUAAAAACAAUUACACAAUACAAGUCGAGUUAAUUACGGCAUGCUUAUCCGAUGUAAACCCAGACCCGGAUGCGAAAGUAAUUUUGCACUGCCCUUCUCAUAGAUGGCUCAGUGUUGCUUUCUUGAGUCACAUGUACGAUUUCUUAGCAGCAACUAGGCAACGGGUUUAUUUACCGAAAUUUACAACAAAUAGAUUUGGGUGUCCAAAAGUAAACAAAAGACUUUCAAUUUUCAAAGUGUGUAUUCUUUUUCGUUACACUCUCAAGUGCUCAUACGUUCAUACUAUAUUUUGAUGAUAGCAGAAACUUAUUUAAUAAUUCUAGCAUGAUUUAUUUCGAUAUUGCCCAAGUCACAAGACAAUGAUAGUUCAGAUGCUGGAAAUUUGAAGAGCGCAUUUUAGACACGUCUAAGACACCAGUAUGACAAUCAAUUUGAAAUAAAGUCCAGCCCAGCCUGAGCGAACAGUUGAGUAGUCUGGCCUCGCGGGAAAAGAAUACUUAACGAUUGGAGUUCGAUUGGAGUUAACUCACUAAUUAGAAUGCAGUGAGGACAACCACCCGUAAAGUUUUGCUAGCAAAUUAUCGACGUAAAUUUUAAUUCAGACUGUAAAGUUUAAGUACAUGUAUAUUGUAAAUAGAAUAAAAGUGAUGUAACUGAUACUGGUAAGUAGCUGGAAGCAACUGGGUAGUGCAAUUGUUUUGGGAGGUGUCAUAUCGUUGUAUAAUAUCAAUGCAUAUUGUCUUAUUGUAAUAUAGGGAUGUACAUGUACAUGCAAAUGAAAUAUCUGUAUAGCGUGCAGGCCGUGUAUGAUGUUAUUAAUGUGUAGAAAGAUUAUGAAUAUGAAGAAUAAAGUUGGAAACAGCAACAAA